This is a messenger RNA of Tetranychus urticae (two-spotted spider mite), 2695 nucleotides long. Its product is annotated as zinc finger protein ubi-d4. The record is from RefSeq and is a predicted model, not a curated record. NCBI's taxonomy places the organism in Eukaryota, Metazoa, Arthropoda, Arachnida, Trombidiformes, Tetranychidae. Gene Ontology annotation, cellular component: nBAF complex. Gene Ontology annotation, biological process: nervous system development.
UUUGAGCCAUGAUGUUGAAUUUUGAGCCUGAAUAAACCUGAAAAUCUUGAUAGCUACAAUAGCCUAAUACCUUGAAAAUAUUUUAAGGUUAUUUAUUAAUCUGUUUAAAUCUAAUUCACGAGAAACGUUUGGCAUUGAAUCGAUAUCUCUUGUCAGAUCUGUAAAAACAAAAAAUCAAUUGUCUAUCAUACAAAUUGAGUAUCAUUUGCCGUCUACUUUACAUGGUACAUCAAUAGUGAUGGUUAACGAAAGAAACUCAAAGUUAAGCGAGUUAAAAUAAAUUAUGGAAGAAAUGAAGUUAACUAAAUCAAUCAAUCUUGAUUUAGAUUGCCUUGAGGGAAGAUUGGGAUAGACUGAGGUAGCAAGUCCUGAUCCAGAAGCAGUCUUGUUUCACCGGUAAACACUGGUCAAAAUGUAUUCACUUCUUUCUCCAUUUUUCUAAAGAAAUGCUUGUUUUUGUGUUUGAUUAUUCAAUUUAAAUUGAAUUAUUUAAUCAUCGUCAUGUAAUUAAUAAAUUUAUUGUUUAUUAAUUUGUCUUGAAACUUCUGUAAAUGUGUAUUUCCAGGAUUCAAUCUUGUUAACCCAAAAGUGUGUUUUUGUUUGGCUUGCUUUUUCCUUUGUUCUUCUAUCUUACCGGCGUCGCCAACUCUGUCUUUACUAAAAAUUGUAUAUUCUUAUUGUCAUUUAUUUGCUUCUGAUUAUUGUUUAAUUGUUACUUAGUUGUUAUUAAUAAGCACCUGUUUAAUUACUGGCAACUAUCUGUCAUUAAAUAUGUCUAAUUUAAGGCCAAAAAUCCUUCAAAAGAUUGAAAAAGCGCUCAAUGAAAUGUCAUACCGAGAUGCCAUUGAAAACUCUUCAAAGUAUAAUAAUCAGUUGGUUGGCGAUCGGAAAACACGCUUACCUUUUAUUGAUGCUCAAACUGGUGUUGCUCAAAAAGACUGUUACCUUUGGAUGAAGAAAUGGCAAAGAAUGCCUGGCACAAAUUAUGGACAAUUGUAUACUUAUCCGUCCAACAGUUGGAAGAAAAAACGACGUGGCUAUUUACUAAAUCAACCCUACAUGUGCCGUGAUCGAACCAAUGAAUUUUCUGAUAAGAAAGAGUCUUUUGCCAAUGGAACUGACGCUUCUCAAUCAAGACCUGAACAAUCUGAGAAUAGUUCUGACAAAUUUGUGGAUAACUCUAAAGAUGCUUGGGUUUACGCCGACUAUGAGGACAGCAUUGAUUUGAUUGAAGGAGAUUUUGAAGAUCCUAAUUCGGACGGAGAUGAUUACGACGAGUUUACUGUAAAGCGAAGAAGAAGAAGAAAAGAAACGACUAGGCGCCGAAGAGGGCAGUCUGAUCUUCAAGAUGCUGAUAAACCAUAUGCUUGUGAUCUCUGUGAUGCUCGGUACAAAACGCGACCUGGGUUAACUUACCAUUAUGCUCAUAGUCAUGUAAACUCAACUGAUGGAGACAAACCAUCUAAAAGUUCAACUCCUGUAUCAAUUAUCGACGAUGAAGAAAAUUCAAGAUCUAUGCCUGGUACACAUAAUCAUUCUGGUAACAAUUCAAAUCAAGGAUCUGCAAAUGAUACUCAAGAGCAAUCUUCAUCCACCGCUAAAGGAAAAAACUCAGCUGCUGCUCCGAGCCCUUACUGUGAUUUCUGUCUUGGUGACUCUGAAGAAAAUAAAAAGAGCAGAUCACGCGAAAAAAUGGUAUCCUGUUCUGACUGUGGAAGAUCUGCUCAUCCAACAUGCCUUCAGUUUACUCCACAAAUGAUUCUUUCUGUGCAAAAAUAUCGAUGGCAGUGCAUUGAAUGUAAAUCAUGUGGAUUAUGUGGAACUUCUGACAAUGACGAACAGCUUCUUUUCUGUGAUGACUGUGAUCGCGGAUAUCACAUGUUUUGCCUCAAUCCUCCUUUAUCAGAACCACCUGAAGGUUCAUGGAGUUGUCAUUUAUGCAUUGAAGAGUAUCAUAAACCACAAACCAAGAGUGAAAUUCCUGAAGAGGCUAACAAAAAAGUGGAAAAGGAAGAAAAAACAACGAGUACAAAUGAUGUUGAAGUAAAGAAGAGAGAGAAAGAAGAUAAAUCCAGGGAGAAGGACAAACCAGAUGGCGAGGAGAAAAUAAAAAAUGAUGUCGAAAAACAACAAGAUGGUUCUACAAAAUUAGUCAAGGCUUCCAACAAUGUAAAUGAACCGAACAAGGCUGGAAGCAAAGAUGAACUGAUUAAAGUUAUACAGGAAGAACCAAGAAAACAAAGUCAAUCUGAAAAUAAGGAAUCAAAAGAAAAGGAUAAAAACAAAGAAAGCGAAGACUCUAGUAAGAAAAGCGAAAAAUUGGAUGAAUCUUCACCAAACCCACCGAAAAAGGCUUAAAGAGUAUCUAAAAAUUCUCGUCUUAGCUUUAUAUUGAGCAUUUAAAGCAUCAAAUCGACUGGCUGAUUGAUUUUUUUUCAGUUGUUUGUCAACAAUUAAAAUCUAGUCAGUUCGUUGAAAACCAAAAUGAGCCAAAAACAUUUGGUAAACAAUUGGAUUUCUGCAUACUAUUAAAUUAGAUGGUUUAACUGGCUUAAUUUAAUUGUAGUAUAAAAUCUGCUGUUUCAAUCUCUCAUUAACAUUUAAUGGUAAUUUGUAUUAUCGUAUUUCUAAUUUGGACUAAAUGUAAUAGGUAUUUUCUGUGAUUAAAACUGACUAUUCAAAAUUUGUUUUGUAA